AUGACUGAGAAUAAGAGUACGGUGAUGGAGGAAAAGAUAUCUGCUGCUCUUGAUUUGAAAAUUUUUAAUGACCUCUUUUUCGACAUCCUCAAGAGAUUAGAAGCUGAUACUUUGUACAAUUUAAGGGUGGUAUCCAAGCAAUGGUAUAACCUGAUAUUUGAUUCUCAGUUUGCUUAUUACAACCUCUCUUAUGCGGUACCUGGUGUCAUGCUUCAAACCCCAGACCAAGUUUCUUAUAAAUUGGGUUUUAUAGAGAUGAAAGGAGGAGAGAUUAUGGUUAGGGAUUUAAAUAUGGGUUUUCCGAGGCCAGUACGUGCCUCCUGCAAUGGCCUUGUCUUGGUGGAAGACUUCCCAGAACUUGGCGAUUUAUUUGUAGGGAACCUUGUCACUAAAAAAGCGAUGAAAGUUCCUGUACGUUUAGGUAGUUUAGGACAAGACAGGGUUAUUGGGUUCACAUAUAUACCUCAAACAAGAGAAUACAAAAUCGUCCGCCAGGUGAUUAAUAUAAGUACUGGCGUUGUUUAUAAGAUACUCACUCUUGGUUAUAAUGAAUGGAGGGAGAUCAAGGGGCCUUGGCCUUGGUUGGCUCCGAGGUCGAGUGCGGACAAACCCAUCUCUAUUAACAGUUUCAUACAUUCCUUAGAUCAUGAACACUCCUUGUUUUCCAUAGACACUGCUGAUGAAACCCCUCAUACGACUGCACUCCCGGGUAAAAGGGGUUUUAUCUUUUGUGACAAUUUCUAUUUAUGGUGCUGA
Molecule: messenger RNA, 756 nt
Organism: Telopea speciosissima
Lineage: Eukaryota; Viridiplantae; Streptophyta; Magnoliopsida; Proteales; Proteaceae
Exons: 2
Coding region: 1-756 (251 amino acids)
Molecular function (GO): protein binding
Source: RefSeq, a predicted model, not a curated record